This is a messenger RNA of Trypanosoma rangeli, 1017 nucleotides long. RefSeq names its product cyclin 1. Gene Ontology annotation, molecular function: serine-type peptidase activity. The transcript has a single exon. The record is from RefSeq and is a predicted model, not a curated record. Bases 1 to 1017 code for a protein of 338 amino acids. Gene Ontology annotation, biological process: proteolysis. Lineage: Eukaryota; Euglenozoa; Kinetoplastea; Trypanosomatida; Trypanosomatidae.
AUGACAGCGCGCAUUGAGCCAUCGACCAUAAAGGGCUUUUUUGCCGGCUCCGGCCAGGAUAUGUUUGGGGAACUGGACGCCGUGGAUCGUGUGCUGACGCUCACGGGACACUUUGACGCGGGCACAAAGGCCUUGACGGCGCCUGUGCGUGUGGCGUACAUUGGCACUGCGGUCUACGACCUCCCCAAGUACAGGGAUAAGCAGACAAAGGAGUUUCUGUCGCGUGGCUGCAGCGUGGGUGAGGUCUGCGUAGCGGCUCCCUCCUCGCCCAGCAGCACAGUCGCGAAGGAGGAGCUGGAGUUUUUAAGCCAGGCGCACAUUGUGCUGGUGUCAGGCGGCAACACACUCUUCGCCAUUCGACGGUGGGAGGAGACUGGGCUCGAUGUUUGCCUUCGGGCCGCGGCGAUUCGGGGUGCCGUGUUGGCGGGCGGAAGUGCUGGGGCAAUUUGCUGGUUCACCUCCGGUCACAGCGACUCGGCCGACCCGACGACGUACGCCGCGGCAAUGUUGCGUGCGGCAUGCGGCGCCGCCAACAAAACGGGAGGGGCGGCGGAACAGCAGCAGGGGGAGGAAGAAGAAGACAAUACGUCGUGGAGUUACAUCCGCGUGCAUGGCCUCGGUCUAUUGCCGGGCCUGCUCUGCCCCCACCAUGACAGGCGUGAGAGCAACGGGGUUCUGCGGGAGGAGGACAUCGGCAAGAUGAUGAAGCGGCACCCGACGGAGCGUGGAAUCGGUAUUGACCACUGGGCGGCGCUUGUGUUGCCGGGCGACGGCACCUACGAGGUCUUCGCCGUGCCUGGCAAGCAACGUGGCACAAACAAUGCGCUGCUUCCGGCCGUCUACGUGAAGGACAUCGUGCAGGGUGAAUUGCGUUCGCUGGAGAUGCCGGAACGGGGCCGACUGGGCGAGCUGCUGCGGCAGCCAAGCGGUCCAGUUGUGCGGGAUCCCUUUGAGGCGUACUACGCCAUGGCGAAUCCAACGGUGACAAGCGAGAAGCUCCUAUGUCGUUCUCAUUGA